Molecule: messenger RNA, 1484 nt
Organism: Gymnodraco acuticeps
Lineage: Eukaryota; Metazoa; Chordata; Actinopteri; Perciformes; Bathydraconidae
Gene: ubtfl
Product: upstream binding transcription factor, like
Source: RefSeq, a predicted model, not a curated record
GUGUGCGCAGAGGGAAGGGGUCACACUGCAUGAUGAACGGCAGCAGUGUCUCCACGUCUCAGACCUCCAGGAUCAAGAAUGAACCAGACUCCUGGUCUCAGCAGGAAUGUCUCACUCUUCUUGAGAGGAUUCGUUCCCUGCUCCCAGACGUUGAUGCUAUGAAGUAUAAAACCACCGAGUCUCACUUCGACUGGGAGAAGGUGGGCUUCGGGCUGUUCUCCGGGGAGAUGUGCCGCAGCAAGUGGCUCAAAGUCUCCACAGAGGUGCGUAAGUACCGCACAAUGACGGAGGUCAUCUUCGACGCCACAGAGUUCGUGAGGAAUCCGUACAAAGGCAAGAAGCUGAAGACUCACCCGGAGUUCCCAAAGAAACCCCUGACUCCAUACUUCCGCUUCUUCAUGGAGAAACGAGCCAAGUACGCCAAGAUCCACCCAGAGAUGAGCAACCUGGAUCUGACCAAGAUCCUGUCCAAGAAGUACAAGGAGCUGCCGGAGAAGAAGAAGCUAAAGUACAUCACUGAGUUCCAGCGCGAGAAGGAGGAGUUCGAGAAGAACAUGGCGCGCUUCAAGCACGAUCAUCCUGAUCUGAUCGAAGAGAGGAAGAAGUCCGACCUGCCAGAGAAACCCAAAACUCCCCAACAGCUGUGGUACAACCACGAGAAGAAGACCUACCUGAAGCUGCACCCCGAGGUCAGUCAGAAGGAGCUGAAGGAGGCUCUGAGGAGACAGUGGUCCCAGCUCUCUGACAAGAGGAGACUCAAGUGGAUCAGCAAAGCCCUGGAGCUGCAGAAAGACUACGAGGGCAGUAUGAGGGCGUAUCAUGUGGCUCACCCUGACGUCUCCGCCGAUGAUCACGUGCGCUCCGUCCUCACUAAAGCAGAGAGACAGCUGAAGGACAAGUUCGAUGGACGGCCGACGAAACCUCCACCUAACGGCUACUCUCUGUACUGCGCUGAGCUGAUGGUGAACAUGAAGGACGUCCCCAGCACUGAGAGGAUGGUUCUGUGCAGCAAGCAGUGGAAGUUGAUGACGCAGAAAGAGAAGGACAUGUUCCAGAAGCGCUGCGAACAGAGGAAGAAGCAGUACGACGUGGACCUGCAGAGGUUUCUGGAGAGUCUCCCAGACGAGGAGCGAGACCGGGUGAUGGGCGAGGAGAAACUGGGCGGGGCCAGAACGGGAGGGGGCGUGGCCAACAGCCCACACAGAUCCAAGACUCCCUCUGUCAAGGAGACGGAGACCUGGACCCCUGCAGCACGGCGGGACGGGAAGAAGGCGGCGAAGCUUCCUGAGACGCCGAAGACAGCGGAGGAGAUGUGGCAGCACAGCGUGAUCGGAGACUACCUGGCCAAAUACAGAAGCGACCGCAGGAAGGCGCAGGCGGCCAUGGAGCAGGCCUGGAAGUCCAUGGAGAAGAAGGAGAAGAUCCCGUGGAUCAAGAAGGCUGCGGAGGACCAGAAGCGUUACGAGGUUCAGUACCAACCUGUG